GAAGCGCCGCGCCGUGCCCCGGAAGUCGCCCGCGAGCACGGGGUUUCCCCGCGCCCCGCGCCAGCCGCUUCCUUUCCGGGCCGACAUCUUGAGGAGCAGCCCGCAGCAUGCCGCCCAAGGACGACAAGAAGAAGAAGGACGCGGGCAAGUCCGCCAAGAAGGACAAAGACCCGGUCAACAAGUCCGGCGGCAAAGCCAAAAAGAAGAAGUGGUCCAAGGGGAAAGUGAGAGACAAGUUGAACAACCUUGUCCUGUUCGAUAAGGCCACCUAUGACAAACUGUGCAAGGAAGUGCCCAACUACAAGCUCAUCACGCCUGCGGUUGUCUCAGAGAGACUGAAGAUUCGAGGCUCCCUGGCAAGGGCUGCCCUCCAGGAGCUGCUCAGCAAAGGUUUGAUCAAACUGGUGUCUAAGCACCGCGCGCAGGUGAUCUACACCAGGAACACGAAAGGUGGAGACGCGCCUGCCGCAGGGGAGGACGCGUAGCGAGGAGGUUCCCCCGCGCCCUUGUCAGCAAUGUGUCCUAUGUAGAUGCACACAAUAAAAUUAUUGAAAUAAUUUUU
Messenger RNA from Melopsittacus undulatus (budgerigar), 562 nucleotides. It is a transcript of the gene RPS25, whose product is annotated as ribosomal protein S25. The transcript has 5 exons. Bases 108 to 485 code for a protein of 125 amino acids. Gene Ontology annotation, molecular function: structural constituent of ribosome. NCBI's taxonomy places the organism in Eukaryota, Metazoa, Chordata, Aves, Psittaciformes, Psittaculidae. The record is from RefSeq and is a predicted model, not a curated record. Gene Ontology annotation, cellular component: cytosolic small ribosomal subunit.